Cherax quadricarinatus is the source of this 3724-nucleotide messenger RNA. Lineage: Eukaryota; Metazoa; Arthropoda; Malacostraca; Decapoda; Parastacidae. The record is from RefSeq and is a predicted model, not a curated record.
UUUCGGUAGCCUCCUCGCCCAAAACCACACAUUCGAGCACCAAUGCGUGUUAGCCGUGGACAGACUAAAGACAGUAACAGUGCAGCAGAACUACAGGAGAAGAUUAAAGAACUCAUUGAGGAAAGAAACAAAAUGAGAAUAAGGAUAACAGAGCUAGAAGAGCAAUUGAAAACUUUGAGAAGCAGUAGAGACACCCAAGAUAUUGCUGUGUUGGUGGAUGCAGCUGCAGAGUUAUGCCUACAUGACCAUAAGAGGGAGUGGAACAUAGAGGAGUUGGGUGCUGAAAGGUUAACAGUGGUGCCUGACGACCUUGACUCUGUCUUCACUAACAGCAGUCCCCACACAGAAGAGGAUAAACCUUGUAAUUUGAAAGAUAAUCAGUGUGAGGGUGAAGCGUUAAAUGAACAUCAGUCAAAUGUAGAUGUGGUAGACCCCAAGCAACUGGUCUCUGUCGGUGAUGAUUGCUCAGGGUUGAACAUCAAGCAGGACCACUUAAAGGCAUCUGCAGAAAACCAGUCCCUUUCUGAGAAUGAUGUGCAAAUUCUGACGGAAACCAUUGAUCAUCUAACACAACUGCGUGAUAACCUGGAAGCUUCCAUACUUAUAAAAGAUGAUUUAAUUGCUGAACUCCAAGUGCAGCUUGACGAAGUGGUGGUGGAAGGCCGAGGUUACCAGGAGAAAAUGGAAUCUUACAAGUGUAAGACAGAGCAGCUUGAAGAGGAGAUUGAGAACAGUUUUAAAGAACGCAACGAAGCUGAGGGCAAAGUGAGGAGUUUGGUAUGCAAGUAUGAAGCAUUAAUGAAGGACCAGAUGAAGGAGAAAGAGAAACACUUAGAACUUCUAGCCAAGAAAGACAUUGAAAUAGAGCUGCUGAAUGGUAGCUUGAAUAAGCUAAAUAUGAAGAUCACUGAAUACGAACAAACACUCUCCAGUCUUCAGGAUGAAGCAAGUCAACAACGUUCUAAAAUCUCUCUCCUAGAAUCUACUGUUUUUGAUCUUAGUAUGAACACUAAAGAAAAGGUCAUUGGAUCAAUGUUGGAGGAAGAACUUAAUCAUCGAACUGAAGAGGUUAGUAAACUAGAAGAAACAAUAAGUGAAGUAAAGAGUAAGCUUAGUGAAGUUCAAGAAGAGAAGGACACUUUAGCUGCCAACCUAGAAGCUGAGAAGAAGAAAACUGAAGAAUUAAAUGAGAGAAUUUGCCAGCUUGAGAUGCAGAUAAAGGAGAAGGAAGUAGUACAGCAGUUCUUAGAAAAAGAGAUAGCUUCACGUGAAGCUGAGGUAUCGGAGUCGUCAACAAAGAUAGCAGAACUUGAGAAUGAUCUGGAAACAGCUCGCCAGGUUGCUUUAGACUUGCAACAAGAUGCAGAAGCACAGCUCAACCAAGUGCUCACACUGAAGGCAACAAUUAGUGCCAAGGAUUAUGAUCUAGAUGCUAAAGGAGAACUAAUUGCAACACUCCAAGAUGAGAUAAGUCAGAAGGCUAAUGAGACGACAAUUUUACAAGAGAAGUGGGAGACACAAUCUUUAACCACAUCAAAGAUGAUCACUGAAUACGAACAAACACUCUCCAGUCUUCAGGAUGAAGCAAGUCAACAACGUUCUAAAAUCUCUCUCCUAGAAUCUACUGUUUUUGAUCUUAGUAUGAACACAAAAAGAAAAGGUCAUUGGAUCAAUGUUAGUAAACUAGAAGAAACAAUAAGUGAAGUAAAGAGUAAGCUUAGUGAAGUUCAAGAAGAGAAGGACACUUUAGCUGCCAACCUAGAAGCUGAGAAGAAGAAAACUGAAGAAUUAAAUGAGAGAAUUUGCCAGCUUGAGAUGCAGAUAAAGGAGAAGGAAGUAGUACAGCAGUUCUUAGAAAAAGAGAUAGCUUCACGUGAAGCUGAGGUGAAUGACUUGGAGGAUAAGAUAUCAGUUUUAGAAGCAGAAAAAGAAGAGAUUAGGAAAUCAUAUGAGAAACAGUUGGAGGAAAAAUCUAGUUUUGUGAUGCAAGUAACAACUAAGCUCGAUGAACUAAAGAAAAAGUAUGAAGGUAAUGAAGAUCAACUGGACAAUUUACAGACUUCUUUGUUGGAAAAAACAGCUGAGGCAGAAGACUUGCAAAAGAAAUGUGAAAAUGUCACUCAAACGCUUGACUUGAUUAAAGAGGAGAUCAGCACCUUGGAAACCAGUAAGAAUAUUCUGAAAGCUGAACUUGAUGACACAAGCAGUACUUUAGCUGAAAAAGAAGCCAUGUUGAAAUCUCAGGACCAAACAGUGGCAACACAAAGUGAAAACAUUAAAUCUCUAAACAAGAAACUUGAAGAGAAGCAGUUGGCACUGGUAGAUUGUGAGAAACGCCUCUUGAAUUAUGAUGAUCUUGAGAAGCGGCUAGUCAAACAGAACGAGGAGGCUGCUAAAAGUAUUUCCACUCUCCAGGAGGCUCUGGAAAGUACCAAAAAUACACUGUCCAGACUGGAGAUAACAUACAGUGAGGAAAAGACAGCAGAAGUGUCCCGUAUGACACAGUCUCUGGAAGCUGUUAUUCAAGAUCUUAGAAACACAAAUGCAUCAUUGCUAGAAGAGCUAAACUCCUGGAAGGACAAGUUCCUACAUCUAGAAAAUAUGAUUGAGCCUUUCAGAGAACAACUGGAUGCCUAUGAAGUGGAAAAAGCAAUGCUACUAGAGCGUAAUUCUGCUGCCAUUGAUGAAGCUGAGAAACUGAGUAAGCAGUAUGCCACUCUCCUGGGUCAUCAGAAUCACAAACAGAAGAUCCAACAUGUUCUGAAGCUCAAGACUGAGAACAGCCAGCUUAAAGAAGAGGUGUACAAGCUACGGCAGGAAACUGAACGGCAGCGCAAGAAUGUCAGAAGACUGGAGGAGAAGAUAGCCAAACUGUGUGGAUCAAGUCGUCUGAAUGAUACUACUAGAUUUCUUAGUGAUAAGGAAAAUUCUUUUAAUGUUACUGCUAAUCCAUCAAUGUCAUCAACUCCCCUUAAACCUAGUCAUAAACCUCACAGAUUUUAAUGGAUAGCAGAUAUAUAGCAAAUAUUUUAAUUGCUCAAUUAAUCAGGGUUUAUGGAUUCUGUCUACAUUGUGGUUUGAAAUAUAGUGGAAUGUUAUAUGUAUUGUGAUUGCAGAAAUUGAGCAUGUUGAAAGUCACCUCAUUGCUUUAUUAUUUUCUUGGUACAUUUUUUUUCAUUAAAUAAAAAAAUAUUUCCCAUGAAUGCUGCAGGGAGAUGAAAUUGUUUUUUUUAUUUAGUAGUUAAAAGUCUUAAAUUUAUAAGUAAUUAUCAAAAUGUUUCAAUUGCUACACAGAAAAACAUGUAGCUGACCACUUGGGUCAGUGAAAAUAAACACACAGUAAUGUUUGCAUGAGUUGCCUGCCAUCAUGAAUAUUGAUUGUGGAAAGAAAAUGGCAGUAAUCCUACCAGACUGCAAAAUAUGAGGUUUUAGUUUCUCUUACGUUGGAUGGUUACCUACCUUUGGUCUGUGUGUCUGAAGUACUUAGCAUUAUGGCAAAGCAUGAGAAUCAAAUACUCUUUAUUACUGGUAUUGUAUAGCAUUUUACACAUAAUUAUAUUACUUUUUCUUCCAUUUGUAAAUAGCAUCAUAACAAACAUUGACACCCAGUUGGUAUUUAGCAUUCAUAUUUUCUACAUCACUUAGUGUUGUCUUUUAUUUCCUAAAUAUCUGUAUUUUAAAAAUUUCUGUAUUUGUUUAUUUUUAUAGUAAUAAAAUAUUUGAC